AUGGCCGAUUUCCAGAGUGACAGCAAUCGGUUUUUGGCCUGGUUCAAGGAGAACGGAGGCGUGUUCCGCAACGAUCUCCUGCAAAUUCGAGACCUAAGGUCCAAAAACGCCGGUCGCGGCAUCAUUGCCAAGCAGGAUAUCCCAGAAGACACCACCCUCUUCACAGUACCAAGGAACAUCAUCCUUAGCACACAAACGUCGGACCUUGGCGCGAAACUUCCUGGGAUAUUUGAACAACAUGUAGAUGGGAAUGACGACGACGAUGGGGACGGCCAGGACCAUGAACCCGAAUCAUUGGAUUCAUGGGGCUCACUGAUCCUCGUCAUGCUAUACGAGUACUUGCAAGGUGACGCUUCGCCAUGGAAACCUUACCUUGACAUACUUCCGCAAGCUUUCGAAACCCCGAUUUUCUGGACAGCAGAUGAAUUAAAGGAACUCGAGGGCACAUCUCUCACAACGGAAAAGAUUGGGAAAGAAGAAAGUGACCGAAUGCUGCGUGAACGCAUUCUGCCUAUUGUCACUAGCCAUCCCAAUGUAUUUUUUCCGCCCGGUGCCCCUCUCCUAAACGAAGAAGACCUUCUGCCGCUCGCACAUCGCAUGGGUAGUACCAUCAUGGCAUACGCUUUCGACCUUGAAAAUGAAGACGAGCAAUCCGACGAUGAAGAGGAUGGUUGGAUCGAAGAUCGAGAUGGCAAAAGUCUGAUGGGAAUGGUGCCCAUGGCAGACAUGCUCAAUGCCAACGCCGAAUUCAACGCCCACGUCCACCACGGUGACCAGCUGCAAGUCACCUCCCUCCGCGAGAGCAUCCCCGCCGGAUCGGAGAUAUUGAACUACUACGGGCCUUUACCUUCAUCCGAGCUACUUCGUCGAUACGGUUACGUGACGCCUGAACACCACCGUUAUGAUGUUGCUGAACUCCCUUGGAGUCUUGUCCGCACUGCACUUGCCGAAGAAUUGAACCUAUCAGAAGAUGUCAUCGCGGACGUUGAAAGGAAGCUGGACUCGGAGCUGGAAGAGUUUUUCGUCAUCGAACGCGACGCGGGCGAGCCGUCGUCAUAUGGCACGUUUACCCAGCCACCAGUGCUUCGUGAAGUCUCAUCUGAACUCGAAGAACAAACAAAGGCUUUUCUAAAGGCUCUGAAUAAGCGAGACCCAAAGAGAAAGCGCGGCACGGUCAUAUACGAUACAGUCUUAGAGAAAGCGUUAAGGACAAGGUUGGGGCAAUACCCUACCUCAGCCGAGCAAGAUGAAUCACUCAUUAGUAAACAAGAUCUAAGCAAAAGGCAUCGAAUGGCGGUCCAAGUAAGGUUGGGCGAAAAGCGCUUGUUGCAGGAAGCAUUAGACCUGGUCCGAGCCGGCAAGAAUACGGUGCGUGAGGACGAAGAGGAAGCACGAGCAGAAAAGAAGGCGAAACGCGCAUCUUGA
Bipolaris maydis ATCC 48331 is the source of this 1425-nucleotide messenger RNA. Lineage: Eukaryota; Fungi; Ascomycota; Dothideomycetes; Pleosporales; Pleosporaceae. The record is from RefSeq and is a predicted model, not a curated record.